GAUUAUCCAGACGAACGAGAGGUUGAAGACAUGGAUACCUCCUCAUCCCCCAUGGAAGUAGACAUUGCGACGGAGACCCCUGAACCUGAAGUUAUCACUAUAAAGGAGGAGCAAAUCGAGGCAUGUGAGCUGCUUGAUGAGGAGGUUGAAAAGGAACAGGAAGAAGAAGAAGAAGAAGAUGAGGAAGAAGAGGAAGAAGAGGAGCAACAAUUCACCGAGACUGAGAAACAGAUUCAAGACAUCAUGGAAGAGAAUGAUCGUCCAGGAUUCGAAUCGGAUCUCGAGAAAUAUUUGAAAACAGAUACUGCUGAUCGAGCUGCUAUUCAUGCUACCAUUCAGAAAAAUCGGAGUGGCCCCCAGCCAUACUUUCCUGAGGGAUUUGAAGUGUGCGAGUUUUUCCCCAAGAAAGGCUGGCAGGGGUACUACCUCAUUGUUGAUGGUCACAGGAUGUCCUUGAACACAAAGAGAAAUAUGACAGUGGUUUUUCGUUGCAGAUUUCAAGAAUCUGGUUGCACUGCGAGAUACAGAAUAACUAAUGGUUCAAUCGCGAAAGCCAACCAGCAUAAUCACAAAACCCUUAAGGGACAACAAAAGAAGUUGGAAAAAUCGAACAAGCACUACGAUUGCAUAUAUUGCAACGAGAAGUUUGACGACUUGGCUGAACGUAAAGCACACGUGCUUAAUGAACCACACUUUAAUGCCCCCUGGCCUAUGGACGAGGAGCUGUGUGUAUUUGCUGAUUUUACUGACCAGCCAGUUGACACCCCCGAGGAUGGGCCUGCUGAUAAACUCGAUUCUCCAGAGAGUGCUCAUAAACUCCUCCCCAACUGCGAUGAUGUAUCAACAAGACUCGCCAUUACUGCAAAAAACGAGAUGAUCAUAUUACGACCCAAUACAAAACGUCCUCCGAUAUACCCCAAAUCCCUGCCAUAUCCGUACAUCCCUAAAAACACACCACAGAAUAAAUGGAGACUGCGCAAAGAAGAUCUCGAACUGGCUCGCAGUCCUAGUUCCAUUGUGUCUGAAACUGACAGUAAUGAAGCCUCUGAAGAAGUUGUCCUGAAAAUCAAGAACUCAGUCAAUAAGAAGAGAGAUGUGAGCUCUGCUGAGUCGAUCCGUAAAUCUAGACGUCCUGUAAAGAGAGUCGAAAAUUACGCCAGAAAAAAUGAAGCCGAGAGACAGUUAAGGAUGAAGGGACUUGAAGAAACUGAUUCCGGGCGCUCUUCACCAGCUGCUAAAAAGACAGGUCAAACUGUGAACAAGAAGAAACAUAAUGAUAUUGUCGAAGAGGCAAACUCUGGGCGAUCAUCUGUUAAGAAGAAGAAUAAACAUAUGGAAGUUGAAGAAACUACAAAGUUGGACCAAGCUGCGAAGAAAAAGAAACAAAAGGACGAUGAAAUACGCUCAGUUCCACAACGAAUUGAGAACGUAAUUGAAGAGUACGAAGACAAGGUUGUGCUGCACUGCGACCUGUGUGAUGUGAAACUGAAUUCUCUGAAGCACAGAGCCGACCACAACCUAUCAGAGGGACAUCAGGAAAACAAGAAGCGGCUUAUUGAGGAGAACGCUCGCUGCAGAGCUUCGCUCACUUUUAAUAAACCCAUAUUCACGGAGGAGUUCUUGGUCUACAACAAGGCACUGGAAGCAGAACUACGAAGUCUGCGAAAAGGAGCAGUUGAACUGGAGGAGCAGAAUGCGGUGCUAUCAUCUCACAUUACAGAGCUAACUGACGUUGUGAAGGAGUUGAGAAACGCAAAGGCGAUCAUGCAGCGCCAGCACUCAACCCUAGACGUACACCUCAAAGACCUUAAAUCCGAACUGUCAAAGGUGUUCGCUAACGUUCUCUCAACUGAAGUUUCCUCUGAAAACUUCAACGAAACGUUUAACAAGCUCUCCGUGGCUAUAACCGGGAAGAAUGGGAACAAACGGGGCUACUCGGACGGGAUAACGACCAAGCUGAAAAGACACUUGAAGCAGGCCCGCAUUGAUUCGGUGGCGUUAUAGCAGUUAGAGAACCAGUGUCGAGCUCCGGACACCUAUUGUCGUAAACUUGGCAUGGACCCUGUGAGCUUAAAGUUACUGAAAAUAUUGUGACAUGAGCUGCACGUUAUUUGUAGAGCCGGGCCAGGGAUAUUUGUGGUGGCAGCGCAAAGAUUUCACAUUAUUGUUUGCAUUGUGUUCCUGGCCGGGCCAGGGUGGAUAUUUGUGGUGGCAGCGCAAAGAUUUCACUUUAUUGUUUGCAUCGUGUUCCUGGCCCUUUUUAGGAAUGGUUUUUAUUAGAGGAAAGGACUUAUUUUCAUUGAACCUAGGAUUUGAUUUUAAAACAAAAAAAACGUUGAACGAUCCAGUUACGUUGAUGAAUGUCUCCACGAAUGAUAGGUUUUUCAAACAUAUUAGUAAAAUAUUGUGUUCAUUUUGAAUAAAAUAUCUCCCAGUCCUAUUAAGACUGGAUUGUUUUAAGAAGUUUACUUAAUUUUCAUGUUGCUAUUUUUACAUAUAAUGUGGAACUGAUGCUGAGUUUUCUGCAUCAUACUGAUAUCAAUAUACCAUAUUAUCAAAUUUCUUAUGCUUCAGUUAGGGGAUAAUUUUUAUGCAAAUUAACUUAUUUCUAUUUCAAUAUUCAACCAGAAUCGUGAUUUCGAUACCGCAAGUUGUAGUACAACUGUUGUAAUGAAUCCAAUGUUCAAAUAAAAUCAAAUUGGCCGUUCACAUGAUCUGUGAAUUUUUAAUACACUUAACUAAUGCUUGUGGAUCAUCAUUUUCCACGAAUACCCAAGAAUCUUGUUUAUGCUAAUUGUUAUACUGUAUUGUUCGAACGAUGGAAAACUCAUGUUUAUGUUUUAGCUCUUCUUUAUAUUUGAUCAUGCCAUGAUGAAAAGUCGAUAUCAUUUGUAUUAUUUUUCCUGGAAUUUUAAAAUUUGUGGCCGAAUUUUCCUCUUGUCGGGUCUCCCAGAAACGAGCUAAUUUCACUAUAGAUCCUAAAUUGGGAUUCCUAAUGCAUAUUUCAUCUUACAAACACUGCUCUGCUUAAAUUGUCUUUAUUUUU
Messenger RNA from Bolinopsis microptera, 3046 nucleotides. RefSeq lists its product as uncharacterized. The record is from RefSeq and is a predicted model, not a curated record. Bases 31 to 2004 code for a protein of 657 amino acids. NCBI's taxonomy places the organism in Eukaryota, Metazoa, Ctenophora, Tentaculata, Lobata, Bolinopsidae. Gene Ontology annotation, biological process: regulation of gene expression. Gene Ontology annotation, cellular component: nucleus. The transcript has 8 exons.